CCAUCGUCUGUGAGCUGAGAUCCUGACUCUCUCCCUGCUGAUGUUUUUAAAACACAAGAGACACCUCUCUGAAGAUGAAUUCAAGUGCCCCGCUUCAGAAUGUUCCCAAUGCCACCUUGCUAUACACGCCUCCCCUGCAGGGAGGAAAUAACACUUCUCUCCAGGAGGGUCUUCGAGAUUUUAUCCACACAGCCACCUUGGUGACCUGCACGGUCCUGCUUGCCAUCAUCUUCUGUCUAGGCUCUUAUGGAAAUUUUAUUGUCUUCUUGUCUUUCUUUGACCCGGCCUUCAGAAAGUUCAGAACUAACUUUGAUUUCAUGAUCUUGAACCUGUCUUUCUGUGAUCUGUUUAUCUGUGGGGUCACAGCCCCCAUGUUCACCUUUGUGCUGUUCUUCAGCUCAGCCAGUAGCAUCCCAGAUAGUUUCUGCUUCACCUUCCACCUUACCAGCUCAGGCUUCAUCAUCAUGUCCCUCAAGAUGGUAGCUGUGAUUGCCCUGCACCGGCUCCGGAUGGUGAUGGGGAAGCAGCCUAAUUGCACCGCUUCCUUUUCCUGCAUCUUGCUCCUUACCCUUCUUCUCUGGGCCACCAGCUUUACACUUGCCACCUUGGCUACACUGAGAACCAGUAAGUCCCACCUGUGUCUCCCCAUGUCCAGUCUUAUGGACGGGGAAGGGAAAGCCAUUCUGUCUCUGUAUGUUGUUGACUUUACCUUCUGUGUGGCCGUGGUGUCUGUCUCUUAUAUCAUGAUUGCUCAAACCCUUCGGAAGAAUGCCCAAGUCAAAAAGUGCCCCCCUGUGAUCACAGUUGAUGCUUCCAGACCACAGCCAUUCAUGGGGGCCUCUGUGAAGGGAAAUGGAGAUCCCAUCCAGUGCACCAUGCCAGCUCUGUAUAGGAACCAGAAUUAUAACAAACUGCAGCACAGUCAAACUCAUGGAUACACUAAGAAUGCCAACCAGAUGCCAAUCCCCUCAGCCAGUCGGCUCCAGCUGGUAUCAGCGGUCAACCUCUCUACUGCCAAGGAUUCCAAAGCUGUGGUCACCUGCAUGGUCAUCGUGUUGUCUGUUCUAGUGUGCUGUCUUCCUCUGGGGAUUUCCCUGCUGCAAGUGGUUCUGUCUGACAGCGGCAGCUUCAUCCUUUACCAGUUUGAGUUGUUUGGAUUUACUCUGAUAUUUUUCAAGUCAGGAUUAAAUCCUUUUAUAUAUUCUCGGAACAGUGCUGGGCUGAGAAGGAAAGUGCUCUGGUGCCUGCGAUACACUGGCCUGGGCUUCCUCUGCUGCAAACAGAAAACUCGACUUCGGGCCAUGGGGAAAGGGAACCUUGAAAUCAAUAGAAACAAAUCCUCCCAUCACGAGACAAACUCUGCCUACAUGCUGUCUCCAAAACCACAGAAGAAAUUUGUGGACCAAGCUUGUGGCCCAAGUCAUUCAAAAGAAAGUGUAGCAAGUCCCAAAGUCUCUGCUGGACAUCACCCCUGUGGGCAGAGCAGCUCGACACCCAUCAACACUCGGAUUGAACCUUACUAUAGCAUCUAUAACAGCAGCCCGUCCCAGCAGGAGAGCAGCCCAGCAAACCUGCAGCCAGUGAACUCUUUUGGUUUCGCCAGUUCCUACAUCGCCAUGCACUAUUACACCACCAAUGACUUGAUGCAGGAAUAUGACAGCACGUCGGCAAAACAGAUCCCUAUCCCCUCUGUUUAAUACAGCCAGAGAAUCUGGAGGGAAUGGUUUUCUCUUCGGACUGAACAAACCUUUAAAAGAGUUUGAGUCCCAUGGCAAAGCAAAACCUGGAAUCAACCGAAGACUUGACAAUUAGACUUUCUUUCACCUGAAGUAUUAGUAUCCGGGUUGGCUUCAUGGUUUCUUGACAUUUUAAGAUUUAGUGUAAAAGUUUAUUUCAAUUUAUACUCUGACCCAUGUCCCAAUACUUUAUACUAAACUGCUAAAAAGAUGUCAGGGACUAUCCUACUAAUGACAACCUUUUAAGUCAGUAUUAUGGGAUUUUAGAUAUGUAUUGACUACAUUUUCUUUCUUUCCACUAAUUUAUUUA
Messenger RNA from Rattus rattus (black rat), 2046 nucleotides. RefSeq names its product G protein-coupled receptor 75 (gene Gpr75). NCBI's taxonomy places the organism in Eukaryota, Metazoa, Chordata, Mammalia, Rodentia, Muridae. The transcript has a single exon. Gene Ontology annotation, cellular component: membrane. Gene Ontology annotation, molecular function: C-C chemokine receptor activity. The record is from RefSeq and is a predicted model, not a curated record. The coding region runs from base 75 to 1697 and encodes 540 amino acids. Gene Ontology annotation, biological process: G protein-coupled receptor signaling pathway.